This is a messenger RNA of Alternaria alternata, 1440 nucleotides long. Its product is annotated as kinase-like protein. Gene Ontology annotation, biological process: protein phosphorylation. Bases 397 to 1440 code for a protein of 347 amino acids. Lineage: Eukaryota; Fungi; Ascomycota; Dothideomycetes; Pleosporales; Pleosporaceae. The record is from RefSeq and is a predicted model, not a curated record. The transcript is spliced from 2 exons. Gene Ontology annotation, cellular component: cytoplasm. Gene Ontology annotation, molecular function: ATP binding; protein serine/threonine kinase activity.
UAUCUCUUCCAGCUUAAAUGGCCACGUAUAUAAACCGCAAACCUAUCUGCUUCUUUAGAUUACGCAUCUAUUUCCCGAUAUGCUGCACAUCAAGUUCGGUGUCCAUCUCGGAGCCUGUAAGGCUGCAAGGGGGCGAAGCAGCAUGGUCCGUUCCAUGCAAGCCAAUCACUUGUCCACUGUCGCGUGCAUACCUAGGUAAGAUGACCUGGCAAGGGGACGGACUCAGCCCUCGCAUGUCGUGUUGCAACACACCGCUUUCUUUCCCUCUGGUACAGGUCCUUAUCUCCAUUAUUUCACAUUGCAACAGAUGUGUUGAACGAUAUUAUUCCUACAUCCUUUUGUUCGGCGCAAACGAAUUAUUGGAGGGGACAGGAAAGCCUAUCUAGUCGUUGGAUCAUGGGGUUGCCGCCACGACAACGUGAACCGGUCCUGCGAAAAUCAUUCGACCCUUACAGCGAACAUCGCUCCUCAGGGUCGAUACACUAUGGCGUUUAUCGGGGCUUUGGAGCAGCACCCCCGACGAUCACAGCCUCAUCUGGGGGAAGCGUUGAGCGCGAGCAGGACGCACCGGAAGAACGAGACCGUAGCAACACGGAAAAUCCAUCUGAAGGUGAAACUCUACUCCAUCUCGACCCAGCUACAUCACUGCCUACUCUUACGAAUGGUGGGAAUCAGCCUGAACAUACCGAGAAAGACGAUCAAUGCAGCAAUGCACCACAAUAUCAACAUGUUCGAAUGCUUGGUCAUGGCGGAAGCGCAAGCGUUGAGAUGGUCCGCGAUCUCGAUACGGGCUCGGUGUAUGCACGGAAGAUCACCAGAGUCUAUUCUCGCAAUGUGCAAGAGGCAAAACGCAAACUUCUCAACGAAGUCGAGAUCAUGCGACGCUUAGCUGCACAUCACCAUGUUGUCCAAGUGCAUGCCACUUAUAUCGAAAGAAGAGAGCUUACCAUCAUUCUUGACCCGGUCGCUGAUGGAGGAGACCUAGCGGGGUUUUUACAAAACUACCGUGACCAAGGCUUUUCCUGGCACAAAGGUUAUACCAACGACGAAAACCUUGUUCAGAAUAAUAUCCUGCGCAAAGCUCCCUACUGUUUAGCUUCAGCCCUAGCCUUCAUUCACAAGCAGACCAUCCGACACAAAGACAUCAAGCCACAGAACAUAUUGAUUCAUCGAGGGCACGUUAUGUAUACAGAUUUUGGUUCUUCGUACGACUUCGGAGACGCCGGCCGAAGUACAACUACGGGAUACCCACAGGGCAUGACUAGGCGAUACUGUGCACCUGAGGUCAUUGAGUGCGGAAGUCGAAAUUCAAAAUCGGAUGUCUUUUCUCUAGGAUGUGUAUUUGUCGAGAUCUACUUGGCCCUGGCGAACGACGCCGAGCACGACCAGAUCGUCGACUUCGAAUUUCUACGCUAUUUCGAGCAACGAUUCCAAAAAUGA